Pediculus humanus corporis (human body louse) is the source of this 1422-nucleotide messenger RNA. RefSeq names its product zinc finger protein ZIC, putative. Gene Ontology annotation, biological process: regulation of transcription by RNA polymerase II; central nervous system development. Gene Ontology annotation, molecular function: RNA polymerase II cis-regulatory region sequence-specific DNA binding; DNA-binding transcription factor activity, RNA polymerase II-specific. Bases 1 to 1422 code for a protein of 473 amino acids. Gene Ontology annotation, cellular component: nucleus. The record is from RefSeq and is a predicted model, not a curated record. Lineage: Eukaryota; Metazoa; Arthropoda; Insecta; Psocodea; Pediculidae. The transcript has 4 exons.
AUGCUAAACGCGUUCAUGGAUUCGUCGACGUUGACGAGUCAUCAUCAUCAUCAUCAUCACAUGGCGAGUUUGGGUAUAAAAAUGUCACCGCCGCCGCCGCCGCCGCCACCCAACGGUAUGUCAACGACGCCGCAACCGAACCUUACGCCGAAUAACACGGACCAAAACAUGAACGGAUUCAACAACGGAUACCAUCACAACAUGGGAAUGACCAUGGGUCAUUUGAAUCCACAUCCCGGUUACGCAGCCAGAGAUUUUCUUCUCCGGAGGGAACAUCACGAGUUCAGUACGCCAACGGGUACGAGUUUAAACACGAGUCCGGAUCCGAUGUUGUUUCCGUCGUCCUUACACGAUCAAAACGUAUCGUUAAAUCAUAAUUUAAAUCAUCAUCAUCACCAUCACCAUCAUCCUCAUCUCGGUCAUCAUCACACGAACAUGAGAAUAAACAUGGACGUUUAUGCUCAUAGAGAGCACCACGGCUACCCUAAUCAGUUUAUGACCCAUCAUCAUCACAUGGGUGGAAUAUCUCCCCAUCAACAUCAUCCCACUCAUCACGGUGCCUUUUUCCGUUACAUGAGACAACCGGUCAAACAAGAGAUGACGUGUUUGUGGAUAGAACCGGAGCAACCGCAUCCGAAAAAAAUUUGCGGUAAAAACUUUACGACGAUGCACGAAAUAGUGACGCAUUUGACGGUUGAACACGUCGGAGGACCCGAAUGCACGACGCAUGCAUGCUUCUGGCAAUCGUGUCCGAGGAACGGUAGACCUUUCAAAGCAAAAUACAAAUUAGUUAAUCACAUAAGAGUGCACACGGGAGAAAAACCAUUUCCAUGUCCGUUUCCGGGUUGCGGAAAAGUAUUCGCCAGAAGUGAAAAUCUUAAAAUUCACAAGAGGACGCACACCGGAGAAAAACCGUUUAAAUGUGAAUUCGAAGGCUGUGAUCGAAGAUUUGCAAAUUCUUCAGACAGGAAAAAACAUUCUCACGUACACACAUCCGACAAACCUUAUAAUUGUAGAGUUUCCGGUUGCGAUAAAUCAUACACUCAUCCUAGCUCGCUAAGAAAACACAUGAAGGUUCACGGGUGUGGUAGCAAUAGCACAAACGGAGGUAAAUCUCCAAAUCACGGGUACGAUAGCGAUGGAGAAGAAUCCAAUUCGUCAUCGGAGAGAUCUAUUAGCGUAUCGGCAAUGUCUCCUCAUCAUAACACUCAAAGUGAUCCCUUAGCAAUGCCUGAUCACAGGCAUAUAUCACAAAACAAUCAAACGUCUAUUAAUCAUAACACAUCAUUAUCGGAUUGGUACGUUUGUCAAAGUACCGGAAUGGGUGGUAUGCCAACACCUCCUAGCACAGAUCAUUCUCCGGUUAGCCACUUAGGUCAUUUAGGUCACCUCAUGCAUCACGGUGCAGCUGCUGCUUACUGA